AUGAACGAGAUCCCUAGCAGUGGAACGCAUCGAACGACGCCAGCGCCAGUGUCAUACCUAGCGUAUCAAUUAAAUCACCUCUUUGUCGGCGGUGAUGACGGAACUUUGCGCAUCUACUCCGUGUCCUCCCCGCGGGUCCUCAAAGCCGUGCGCGGGCUGGGCACAGAUGUUUCUUCCGUGCAGAUCGCCCGUCGUCCUGGGUCGAGCGACAAUGCUGAGGGAGCAUAUUCUUUGUCCUUAGACAGCGACAAGCUGGUGCUAAACGGUGGCGAGGCAGAGGUUAUUCUUGAACUAGGAGAAGACGAGGACGACAAUGUGAACGAGCUCAGCCUUACCAAUAAAUACCUAGCGUUCAGCACAGACGCGGGAUCCGUUGGAGCUGUUGAACUGUCAACCCACAAAGUCAUGCGUAUGAAGACCCGGCAUCAGAAUAUAUGCAGCACUGUCAAAUUCAUUCCAAACCGACCUAGUGAGCUAAUCAGCGGCGGCUACGACUGCGCGCUCUUGCACUUCGAUUUCACGCAAGGCACGAUACUUUCCAGACUUGACAUCUCAUCGACACCCUCGGCACCGGGAGUAUCGUUGUCGCCGCCUUUCAUUCAAUGUACGGCGAUGUCAGAGGACGCUGUGCUCAUCGCCGGCUUGGCGGAUGGCCGUGUUUGGAUCGGGGGAACGGACAGACUCUCGAAGCAUGCAAAGAAGAAACGCAGCCGCAAAUGGGACGGGUUGAAGGAUCAAGCCAUGUGCGUGCAAGCGGCAGAAGGACCGAUAGUUGGCAUAGCCUUCACCGGUCGGGAUUCAUUCCUGACGUGCACACUGUUGGGUUCUGUGUCGCUAUAUACCAUGACAGAGAAAGCGCCGCAAACAGGCGAAGAACUUUUCUCCGUUGAUCGGCGCUGGACGACGAACACCAUCGGCAUGGAAAAAGUCAAUUGCUUCUGCGUCUGCGGCGUAGGCACGGAUGAUGACUCGGCGUUAUGCUACGCCGUGGGAGGCUUCGAUAAAGAUGGCAAAGGGGUUGUUCGCACUUGUCUUGCGCCAUCAAACGUGAAGGCAAAUGUGUCGAGUAGUGCAGAAAAGGAUUAG
Messenger RNA from Punctularia strigosozonata HHB-11173 SS5, 1086 nucleotides. RefSeq lists its product as uncharacterized. Gene Ontology annotation, molecular function: protein binding. The record is from RefSeq and is a predicted model, not a curated record. Lineage: Eukaryota; Fungi; Basidiomycota; Agaricomycetes; Corticiales; Punctulariaceae. Bases 1 to 1086 code for a protein of 361 amino acids. The transcript has 7 exons.